AUGGAUGAAUUUAGCAGUGGUGAUCAAGCUCCUGAGUGGACCAGUAGCAGCAGUGACGAUAGCUUUUCCUAUGAGGAUGAAGAUUCUCAUCAAGAUGUUGAGAACACUGAUAAUGUUGAAUCUAGCAUAGAAAAAGAUGAUGACAAGGUUACCGCAACUAUGCUAUGGAGUUCUGAGUUUGACGAGGAGGUUCAUGCUUAUAAAGCAUAUGUAAAGUAUGCGAGAGAUAUGGGUUUUGCUGUUCGUAAAAGAGACUUGUCAAUAGAUGAGGAUGGAAAUUUGAAUAGAAGGUACUAUGUUUGCAAUCGCCAAGGAACAAUGGAUCUAAAACACUAUCGUCUAGUUGAUAGAAAGAGGAAUCAUAAGCCAGAGACAAGAACUGGUUGCAAGGCACAUUGUUCUGUUUAUUUGGAUAAGUUGUCUACGAAAUGGAGAGUUAAGACACUAGAAGAGGAGCACAACUAUCCAAUGAUCCCAGAACAAUUUGUUCAUUUAAUUUCUAACCAUCGGAAGUUGACUGAGGCUGACAAAGCCCGGAUUGUUUGCAUGAAGGAAUUUGGACGUGCAAAGAUAGAGAAUGGAGAUGCUGCGGCAGCAAUAAGUUAUCUUCAGGGUAAGGCAGAUGUGGACCCAAUGUCUGUUGCUUGUUAUACACUAGUCAACGGUAACAAAUUGGGCAAUCUUUUCUGGGCUGAUGUACUUAUGAUCAAUGACUACCAAUACUUUGAAGAUGUGUUAGCUUUUGACUCCACUUAUAAGAAGAAUAGAUAUAAUAAACCUGUAGUGAUUUUCUUUGGAUCAAAUAAUCAUCGCUUGACGUGCAUAUUUGGGUUUGCUGUGCUUGCCAGUGAAAGUCGAGAUACCUACACAUGGUUGUUGAAGGAAUUUUUGGAUGUCAUGAUGAACAAGGAACCAAGUGUUGUAGUGACUGACGGCGACAAUCAAAUGCGACAAGCAAUAAAGGAGGUCUUCCCUAGCGUGACACAUAGGCAUUGUGCAUGGCACAUUGAGAAAAAUGCAAAUAGUCAUAUCAAGGAUCGGUCUUUUUUGGAUGCUUUUAAGGUAUCGAUGUAUGCUAAUAUGACGGUACCCCAAUUUGAAGCUUACUGGGAAGAAAUGAUUCAGAAAUUUGAUAUUGGUGAGGACCACUGGCUUUUAACCAAAUAUGCCAAUAAGAAAAUGUGGGCCACUGCAUACUUACGCGGAAAGUUUAGUGCAGGUGUUAGAACAACAUCUCGAUGUGAAGGUAUAAACUCUUUCCUAAAAAGGUUUAUUAAGUCGCGGGAAACCUUGCUUGAGCUUGUGGAAAAUCUAGAGCACGUGGUUAAAGAGUACCGUAACAAUGAACUUGCUACAACAAGGGUUUACACUGUAGAAGUAUUUGCAGAGGUGAAGGUUCAACUAGCAAAAGUUGCUGCACUAAAGCAUGUUGGCAAAAGUGGUAUGGACAGUAAUGUUGUUCAUUGUGUUGCAAAAUUUAGACGACCAGGUAGACUUUAUCAUGUUCUUCAUGAUGUGACUUCAGAAAGGAUUGAAUAUGCAAAGGCAUACUUAAAUGAAGAAGUUGACGAUGGAAAAGAUCCGAAGAGAGCGUUUGCUCUCUGGUACGGUUCCUUGUGGUCGGGGUUAAUUUGGAUGAACUUUCUUGCCGCAAAAACUGCACCAACUUAUCGCCAUACAAUUGGAUGUGUUAAUGGCAUUAUAAAGGAUUUGGAGAAGAUGUUAUGCUUAGUCAAAAACGUGAGUAGGCCAGUCAAAGAUAUUCAGGACCCUGAGAUUGUGAAGACAAGGGGUGCGCCAAAACUCAACAAGAAAGGGAUUGAAGACAAGGAACUGCUCCCGUUGUGGGCAAACUGGUCACACCCGAAGAACAUGUCAUAA
Molecule: messenger RNA, 1881 nt
Organism: Arachis ipaensis
Lineage: Eukaryota; Viridiplantae; Streptophyta; Magnoliopsida; Fabales; Fabaceae
Source: RefSeq, a predicted model, not a curated record